AUGGCGUCGCAAAUUCAAAAAUUCAACGUAAUUUCAAACCAAAUUAACGAAAAUCAAAAAUCUGUCAGUGAAAAAGUGAAUGAGUUUUAUGAAAUGAAUAAAAACCUUGAAAUUAAGACAGACUCACUAAUUGACUCAGUAAAUGCUGAAAUAAACGGAAUUCCUAGCUUAAUGCAGCAGAAAUUCACUGAUCUUAAUCAAGAAAUGGAGAACAGAGUUAUUGAUAUUAAGAAUUUGAUCGAAAAUCAAUCGAAUUCAAGUGUUUUGAAUAAUUAUGAAGAAAAAUUCCAAAAAAUCCAAGAAGAAAUCAAUAAUUUAAUGGACUCUCAGAGCAAAAACAUCAUCAAGCAGAAAGAUAUUGAUCAAUAUGAGUCAAAUCUCUCUAAUUUUGCAAAAGAAGCAAAUUCGAAGAUUUCUGAACUGAAAAGCUCAUUAAGUCAAGGUAGAUCAAAGCAAAACUCUCAGUUUGAUGCAAACUUUGCCAAUGAAAUUGUUAAUAGAACAAAAGCUUUGGAAGAAUUUUCUGAUUUCUUAAAGAAAUCGGCCACUGACAUCAGAAACAGUUCAUUUUCUGAGUUGCAGACAAAUUCAUUUAAUUUGGCAUCAAAUCUCCGCAAAUUCACUUCUGGUGAAAAUAUUCUUGAUGUAGACAAGAUUAUUUCUGACAAUGAAGUGCUUUCUCUUGAAGCCCUUAAGUCAGAGAACUUUCCAAGGGUUUCUUAUUAUUCUGGAGUUGUAAAUUCAAGAGAUCCUUUGAUUCCCGAAGAAGAUUACAGAACUAUAACUCAGAAGCAGCCAAAACUUGAAGAAUAUGCUUCUCGUAUUAAUGAAAUCAAAGUAAAACUCAAAAAUUGUAAAAAACAACAAAUUGAUUUGCUAUCAAAAUAUGAUUAUAGAGAAUCUGUAGCAAGAGGUGCAAAAUCAUCGAUUCCUUUGUUAUCUCAGAGAGUUAGGCAAGCAUUAUCCUCAAUUCAUAAAUAA
This is a messenger RNA of Trichomonas vaginalis G3, 981 nucleotides long. RefSeq lists its product as uncharacterized. Bases 1 to 981 code for a protein of 326 amino acids. NCBI's taxonomy places the organism in Eukaryota, Parabasalia, Trichomonadida, Trichomonadidae. The transcript has a single exon. The record is from RefSeq and is a predicted model, not a curated record.